Messenger RNA from Musa acuminata subsp. malaccensis (wild Malaysian banana), 759 nucleotides. RefSeq names its product soluble inorganic pyrophosphatase. Lineage: Eukaryota; Viridiplantae; Streptophyta; Magnoliopsida; Zingiberales; Musaceae. The record is from RefSeq and is a predicted model, not a curated record. Gene Ontology annotation, biological process: phosphate-containing compound metabolic process. Gene Ontology annotation, molecular function: magnesium ion binding; inorganic diphosphate phosphatase activity. Gene Ontology annotation, cellular component: cytoplasm; cytosol.
UUCUGCUUUCCUACUGCUGCCACUACUACGAGUCUAAAUUGCUUCUUUGGACUUCCAUCGUUCUCCCAACCGACGCUGCUGUUCGCCUCUUCCUCCACCACCUCGACAUGGCUGCAGAAGCUGAUGGGAGAGGCACCACAACUUUCCAGCAUAUUGCCCUCAAUGAGCGCAUACUUUCUUCUAUGAUGCGGAAGUCUGUUGCUGCUCACCCUUGGCAUGAUUUAGAAAUAGGUCCUGGAGCUCCUGCUGUUUUUAACUGUGUGGUUGAAAUUGCAAGAGGAAGUAAGGUCAAGUAUGAACUAGACAAGGCAAGUGGGCUUAUCAAGGUUGAUCGGGUUCUCUACUCUUCAGUGGUUUAUCCACACAACUAUGGUUUCAUCCCUCGAACCCUCUGUGAGGAUGGUGAUCCCAUGGAUGUACUGGUACUGAUGCAGGAGCAGGUGGUGCCUGGUUGUUUUCUGCGUGCUCGUGCUAUUGGGUUGAUGCCAAUGAUUGAUCAGGGGGAGAAGGAUGACAAGAUAAUAGCCGUUUGUGCUGAUGACCCUGAGUUUCGCCAUUACAAGGACAUCAAUGAUCUGCCACCUCAUCGUCUUGCAGAAAUCCGCCGCUUCUUUGAAGACUACAAGAAGAACGAGAACAAGGAGGUUGCAGUAAAUGACUUCCUGCCAGCUGAAGAUGCCAUCAAAGCAAUUGAAUACUCAAUGGAUCUCUAUGCUUCCUAUAUCAUUGAGAGCUUGAGGCAGUAAGACAUUACCGGAA